Molecule: messenger RNA, 1740 nt
Organism: Nannochloropsis gaditana CCMP526
Product: acyltransferase family protein
Exons: 3
Coding region: 829-1683 (284 amino acids)
Source: RefSeq, a predicted model, not a curated record
GCCUUGCGUUUCGCCUGUUCGGAAUGUCGCCGUGGAUGUCACCACGAAAUCAAAAAGCAAGACGACAUGGCCAGCUGAAAAUAAAAAAAUAGAGUCAAGUGAUAGCGUCGAGAAGGCUCAUGGGUCCCCACGGAAGGAGGACCCCAUCAUGGGAGGCAUAAGCAACACAGCGGACAGUACCUCUGGGAGGCGACAAUGGAAGAAACUAUUGUGGGAAUUUUGCAUCGGCGGCAUGUGGAAAAAUCCGCCCUCUACGGCUCACUUUGACGGCUUGCGAGGAGUGGCCUGUUUGACGGUGCUAGUCUGGCAUUUUCUGUGCGCGUAUUACCCAGGCAUCGCCUUUCACAACAAAGCUUUUGUGCAGGACGGCGCAUACUCGGUCAAAUGGGGCCGAUCUUGGCUGCUAUUCUUCUUUAAUGGGCCCUUCUCCGUCGACGUCUUCUAUGGCCUGAGCGGACGCGUCCUCCUCCACUCGUACAUGGCCCACGGGAAGAACAGUACGCUCGUCAGUGCUAUGUUUCGGCGGAUCCUACGAUUAAUGGUGCCCUUCGCCGUCAUCGUUAUCUUCGCUUGGAAAGAAGGCCAGCUAGGCUGGGUGCAGUACGGCGUCCAGGCAGCCGCCUGGACUCGAUCGCAUUGGCUUCCCAGCCCCACUUUGGGGGCAACCGUGGGCUCCUUGCGUUGGAUAGACAUAAAGAACUUCAUCACCCUCAUGUUCACCGAAAGCAACCUGGCCUACUAUAUCUACAACCCGCGUACGUGAGAAAUUUGUGGACGAUUCGAACAGAAUGGCGGGGUUCCCUGGCCGUUUUCUCCCUCGGUUUCGUCAUGAAAAACCUGCAAAGCCGUUUUCGCUGGGUCCUUUACCCAAUCCUCUUCCGCUGGUUCGAGGUUGAAAAUGGGGGGGCCCUCCUUGCGUUUAUCGUCGGUUUUUUCCUCUGUGAUGUAGAACGAAACACACCCGUCGUCACCUACCUGACCUCCUCUCCCACCGUGCUGGCCCAAACCCUCCGGGUCACUCUCGCGCUGGUGAGUGCGGGGAUUUGGAUCCAUGUCCAGAGUACCUUGGGCUUUCAGGCGCAAGUGAGCCUGCCGCCCGGCGAUGCCGAUGCGUUGCUGAAUUUUCGGCGUUGGACGGCGCUGGGAACUUGUGGUUGUCUCGUCUUCGUCCAGCUGACCCCGCUGAUGCGGUGGCUCCUGGCCACGCCCCCCCUCCGUUUCGUGGGCUACGUCUCCUUUUGCCUGUACCUGGUCCACGGAGAGGUCCUGAAUACCUUCGCUGCCUGGCUAUUUUUGCGCCUCUAUCAGGAGGGUCAGGGCUUAGGGUACGUCCCUAGUUCCCUGGUGGUGCUCGCAACGGCUUUUCCCGUGUCAUUGGUGCUGGCUUGGGUCAUGACCGUCUUGGUGGAUGAUCCGAGCGUGCGGCUCGCCCGCGCUGUCUACCAAAAUUUCUUUUGUGCUUUCGACGAGAAGCUGUGGGUGCAUCGACAAUUGAAAGCUGGAGAGAUGAAAGUGCGCGGUUGGUGUAGUAGCAUGCUGGCUUCCCCUACCCUGGGCCCCUUGAUGCACCUUUUCCUUUUCACUGAAGUCCCAAACCUAUUUCGUCGACCGAACAGCAAGAAAAUAAGCCUGCAAGAGACGGAGAUUGAGUUAUACACCGGGAGGGAGGCUCACAAACUAUGAGAACACACGAAAGUAAGCGGACAGAUGUAGAAAACAGCGAGCAACGUCAUGUACACA